UUUUGAAACUGUUUUAGUCCUAUUUCGGGAAUUUUCCCUUUUGAAAAAUCUUAUACUUUUAAUAGAAUCAAAUGUGUUCUAUUUUAGAAAUAAAAUAUAGUUCAAUCUCUUUCGUGCAUUUUGUUUGAAGCAAUUUCUUUAAAAAAAUAUCCUAGAUGAAGGUAAAAAUAAUGUGACAUUCUUAAAUAGGAGUACCAUAUUUCUCUCUUAAUAUUUACAGAGUAUAAUACUAUCAUGAUCGAAAAAUAUUACUAUAUAUAUGAUGCUAACAUAUGACAAUACAUUUUCUAUCUAAUAAAUCCCUACGUAUGCAUCCCUACAUUCUUUAUCCAAAAUUGCAAUCAACUACUCACAAAGAUUUGGACAAUUGGACGUAAAUUCCUAUUACAAAUUGUUCAACAGUUGUAGUACCAACUGUUUGAACAACUAGAUUAUGGAAGUUUUUUUCACGAUAAGCAUCUACAUACGAUUAUUUGACCAUUAUUUUAUGUUUUUUAUGUUUUUACUUGGAUUGUAAUUUGCUAGUAUGAUCUUGUCUGAUUAAGUCUGAUCUGGUUUGGUAUGUUUAAGUCUGGUCUAGUCUGGUCUGGUAAACGUCGACCUCUACGUAUUUUAUAAAUAUGGAAGUCAAGUCUGGUCUGGUUUGAUUGGUUUAAGUCUGGUCUUGUCUAGUUUGGUGUGGUCUAGUCUGUUUAAGUCUGAUAUAGUCUGGUCUGGUCUGGUCUAAUCUGGUAUGGGACUAAAACAGUUCAAGAAAAAAUAUUCUAAGUGUUAAAUUUGCGUUCUCAAAAUAUAAUAUGGUAAUUAUGUUAGAGUACUCUCAGGUAUGUGAUAUUAACAGAGAAAGAUGAAAAAUAAUCAAGAAAAUACCUCCAACUUCAUUAAUGGUGGAAACCAAUACAACAAAGCCCCAAGAAAGAGAUGAUGAGUCUUAAUCUCCCAAUCCCAAAUACAACUGUCUAACAGCCUGCCCAACUAUUUCACAGACUAGUUAUUUAUACUAUCAUAGCUAAUAACCGACAGAUAUCUAAUUACAGAAAGUGUGAGCUCAUUAUUUGUUAUUCUUAUUAUUCUUUCCCUUUCCAAAAUAAACUCUCCCAAAGUACUUAUCAACUUUAUUAUUUACAGAAGUACCUCUAACAAUACUCCGCGCUGAAAAUCCACCUUGUCCCCAAGGUGGAAUUAUGGAAAUUGUUCUUGGAUUACUUGGACAGUUUCCCAUGAAUCUUCAAAAUCAGGGAGAUUCUUUCAAUGAAUCGACACUUCCCUUUUUCCUUCAUUAUUGAUUCUCGUAUCCUUCACUUCCUCUGGGAGCACAUGCAGUUCCUACUCCUCAUCAAGGCAUUUAGGGAGAUCUUGGUAAAAAGUAGUAGGAGUCAACACUUUUUUAAGUACGGAUAUGUGAAAUAUAAGAUGUAUUUUACUGUCCUCUGGCAAUUUGAGCUUAAAAGCCACAUGAUUUAUCCUUUCUAUAAUCUCAUAAGGACCAUAAAAUCUGGGAGGGACUCAUCUUCUGAUUCACUCUCUUGGCUAGGCUUUUCAUUUUGUACGACUGUAACUUCAGAAAAACCUUGUCUCCUACUUCCAAUGUCACUUCCCUCCUGUGUUUGAUGGAGGAGGCUCCUGUCCAUACAAUGCUUGAAACGGUGUAUUCUUCAAGGAUAUAUGGUAGUUUGUGUUAUAUCAGAAUUCAGCCCAUGGUAGCCACUUCACCCAUUGUUUAGGCUUCCUUCCAGUAAUGCACCUGAGGUAGGUUUCUAAACACCUAUUAACAACUUCAGUCUAUCCAUCACUCUGUGCGUGAUAAGCCAUACUGUAUUUCAGUUGUGUUCCUCGUAACUUGAAUAAUUCAUACCAAAAGGAGCUUAAGAAUAAACUGUCCCUGUCACUUACAAUCGAUUUGGGGAACCCAUGUAGUUUUACUACCUCCUGAAUGAAUACUUCUGCCAUCCCCUUAGCAUUAAAAGGAUGAGCUAAUGAUAGGGAAUGGGCAAACUUGGUCAAUCUGUCCACAACCACCAGAAUAGUGUCCUUACCCUGGGAUUUGGGUAAUCGUCUAAUAAAAUCCAUACUCAUAUCAGCCCAAAUCUGACUGGGAAUUGGUAAUGGCUGUAAUAAUCCAUCAAAUUUAAGGGUUUGAUACUUAUUCCUCUGGCAUACAACACAUCCUUGAACAUAUUUCUUGAUGUCUGAUCUCAUCCCUGACCAAUAGAACAUAUUGGAUAUCCUCUUCAUUGUUCUGAAAUUGCCAGAAUGUCCUCCAAUAGAUGAGUCAUGGUACUCCUUAAGGAUUGUAUCAAUCCUUUUGGACCUUUUUGGUAACAUCAACCUUCCCUUGAAAUAUAAUAAUCCCUUCCUGACCUUAUAAUCAGGAAACUUGUCUGGCUGCAUUAGAACCUUCUGAAUUACCUCACCAAUUUUGGAAUCCCUUUCCAAUUCCUCCUUCAGUCCUUCCCAUUCUUGACAGGUUACUAUAGACAAUGAUUGAAAUUCGGGAUUUCUUGAGAGGGCAUCUGCAGCUUUAUUCUCAAUCCCGGGUUUGUAUUUGAUUGUAAAGUUGUACCUCAGUAGCUUUGCUAUCCAUUUUUGCUGUUCUUCCCCCAUAAUCUUUUGUUUAGUGAGGUAUUUCAGACUCCUCUUGUCAAUAUGAACUUCAAAUCUCCUCCCUAAUAUAUAUGGUCUCCAUUUUUGAAUGGCCAACACAAUAGCCACAAGUUCCUUCUCAUAUACCGAUUUCUUUUGAUUCUUAACUGACAAUUCCUUGCUCAUAUAAGCUAUUGGUCUCCCAUCUUGCAUUAAAACAACCCCCAAUCCCUUUCCAGAAGCAUCAAUUUCCAGAAUAAACAUCUUAUUAAAAUCUGGAUUGAUUAGCACUCGUAAGGUAGUCAUUGCCUUCUUGAGCAUCUCAAAUGCUUUACUGGCCUUAUGAUCCCAAUGGAAACUGUCUUUCUUCAAAAGUUGUGUAAGAGGGGUUGUUAUACCACUGUAUCCUCUUACAAACCUUCUAUAAUACCCAGUGAGACCCAAUAAUCCUCUCAGACCUUUCAGAUCUUUAGGUUCAGCCCAUUUCACCAUUGCCUCUAUCUUGUUAGGAUAGACUGAUACUCCAUUUUCAGAAAUGACGUGGCCCAAGUAAGUUAGUUGAUUCUGCCCAAAAGAACACUUCUUCAAAUUGGCUACUAACUGAUUUUACUUCAAUACUUGUAAUACUUUCCUCAAAUGCUCCAUGUGCUCUUCUUUAGAUUUACUAUAAAUCAAUAUAUUAUCAAAGAACACUAAGGAAAAUUUCCUUUAAAAAGGUCUCAGAACUUCAUUCAUCAAGGCUUGAAAGGUUGAGGGAGUUCUAAAGGCAGUCUUAUGAGUAUCACUCUCCUUCAUUCUAAUCUGGUGAUAAUCAGAUUUUAAGUCCAUCUUAGAAAACAAUUUAGAUCCUCCUAAUUCGUCCAAAAGUUCUUUAAUAACUGGGAUGAGAAACUUGUCAGAGGUUGUUAUUUUAUUUAAAGCUCUGUAGUCUCCACAAAACCUCCAGUCACCAUCUUUUUUCUUGGCUAUAGGAACUAUUGUUGUGUUUUAUUAUUCCUGAACUGAGCAUUUCUUGUAUGAUUUUCUCAAUCUCAAUUUUCUGGUCAUAUAUAAGAAUACUGUAAGGUCUAAUAUUAGGGAUGCAGGCUCCUUCCAUGAUAUUAAUGGCAUGAUCACAAGAUCUGACAGGUGAUGGAUCCAGUUGAGAUUUGAAAACUUCAGGAAAUUCUUUCACAAUUUUCUCCCAAGCAUCAUUUUGUACCUUGCUUGGGUUUUGCUCAGUUUCUUGACCUCCACAAUACAACAAAUAUCCAUCUCCUGGUUGUUAUAAAAUGUGUGUCAUAGUUUUCAAUGAAACUUCCAUAUUAUUCAAGGAAGCAUCUCCUUGUAUAAUAUAAUUCUGCUCCCGCCCCUUCCAUUUAAUAGUUUGGUUUUGAAAGUUCACCUCCAUAUCCUCUAAACCAGUUAGCCAGUCCAUUCCUAGUACCAUAUUUGUCCCCUAGCUCCAGAAUAUAGUAUCACUACUUCUUGCACCCUUAACUUCAUUCCUUCACACUUAUCACUUUUAGGGAUAUAUUCUUCGCAACCAAUUUGGUAUAUAUCCUUUAAUAGUGGUGAAAGGAAUCUGCCAUUUGUUCACCAACUCUUGAGCUAUGAAACUGUGGGUAGCACCACUAUCAAUGAGGACAUUAAGUUGUUCUCAUCAUUAGAUCAUCUCAUCUUGCUCCUUGAGUUUAUGGGCCCGUAGCUCGUGUCCUGGCCCCUCGCUGAUGAGCUCGGGUAGCUAGCCCGCAGCCCAUCAGAAGUAACCCCGGGACUCCCCGCGGAAGGCUGUCCCGCUACGUUCAGCUCAGAUAGUUACUUGGGGGCACGGCUACCUUAAAACAUUACUUAUCAUUCCUUGUAUAUCAUUAUCCUCAUAUCUUCAUUUCAUCGUUGGUUCUAUAUGAACCCUAACCAAAAUCAAACAUAGAACAUGAAUAUCUUACAUUUAAUCAUUCAAUAGUUUUCAUUACCAUCAUAACUUUCUUUUCAUUUUCAUUCCACAUGAGCACAGCCUUAAACAUAUAUUUUGAACACUUUACAUCACAUAAAUAAAUGGCUCCACAAUUAAGACCAUCCGUCCAUACACAUACAACUUGGAGUUCACAUAAUCUCAUGUCAUACAAUUUCAAGUAUUCAAGCAAGUGUAUCAAUUCAUCAUUAGCUAGACUUCCAUACUUUAUUUAGAACUAUCAUGUAUAGGUGGUGGUGACUUACCUGGUUCAUGCGGAGUAUUUAUCCUUGUAUGUGCGUGUACGACGUCCACGAGCAACGAUUCUUCGAUGAGCAACUAUAUUAUAAAUACAAAAUUUUACGCUUGAUCAAACUUAAAUUCAUGUCUUUAGAAAAAUCCUUAGACUUAAAUAUGAGGGGAAAGUUUACAAAUCAUCCCCUACUAGUGAGAAAACUCCCAAAUUCCUACAACAAAUCGGGCAUAACUUCGGGGUAGCUAGAUAACUGAAAAUCGAUGGAGUUUCAUGAAUCAAGAAUCAUCAACAACUAAUUAAUUACUAUAAUAUAAAGAAACCCCUAUGUAUUUAAUGAUCCUUGAUGAAGAAACACA
Cuscuta europaea is the source of this 5128-nucleotide messenger RNA. The record is from the annotation of a GenBank genome assembly. NCBI's taxonomy places the organism in Eukaryota, Viridiplantae, Streptophyta, Magnoliopsida, Solanales, Convolvulaceae.